AUGGCUGCUAAUAAUGCAUACCAAUUGGAUCCCGAUCCACUUGAUCCGUGUGUAUUAACUGAACAGCUUACUCAUAGGUCACGAGAUAUAUGGAUAGGAAAUGAUAAUAUGAUUUUGAACACAAGGAAAUGUGAUGGGAAGUUUUGGGACUUAGUAAAUAAACAUCCUAUCCAUCCACGAGUUCUAGAUGUGAUUAAAUUAACCGGAUUAUAUGGUGUUUAUAGAUCUCAUAGGCCUGUUAUAGAUCGUAGUUUAAUCACUGCACUAGUUGAAAGAUGGCGUCCUGAGACUCAUACAUUCCACUUUAGGACGGGUGAGGCUACGAUCACCUUACAGGACGUGGAGAUAUUGUAUGACUUACCCGUGAAAGGUAAUCCAGUAGUUGGGUAUGAGCCACAAAGGUCCGUAGUUGAUUGGCAAAAUAUUUGUCAAAGAUUAUUAGGUUUUACUCCACACCCUCAAGACUUUAAACAUAGUAGUCUCAAGGUCUCUGCGCUUAAUGCACACUUGCGACUUCAGCCACGGUUGCCUAACUUGGCAACACAUGAUAUGGUCAACGAGAAGGCUAGGUGUUAUAUGUUUUGGAUGAUUGCUGGUUUAAUGUUGGCAGACACAUCUGGCGGUCUUUUAAAGCUUAUGUACUUGCCUAUGCUGGAAUAUAUCACUGCAGUAGGGUCUUACAGUUGGGGUAGUGCAACCCUAGCAUACUUGUAUCGCUUUCUUUGUAAAGCCUCCCAAAGUACCCAAAAUGAGAUUGCUGGAUUCCUACCACUACUUCAGAUUUGGGCAUGGGAGAGAGUUACCGUCCUUAGGCCUCAGAUUGUAGCACAAAGAGACACGAGGAAUAUUUUCCCUGUUGGUUUACCUAGGGGUCCACAUGCUGCUAGAUGGUUUGUACAUUUUAGUUGGACCGACACUACCAAACAUGUGUUAAGAGUUUUCAGGGAUGCGCUUGAUUCCAUGACAGAAGAUCAAUUUAUUUGGGAGCCAUAUUCUUCUGACAUAAUUGAGAGUCUUCCUGAAUAUUGCCGCUUUGGAAGAGAUAUAUGGCGUGCUAGAGUUCCAAUUUUUUGUUGGGAUGUUGUGGAGGUUCAUUUACCCGAUCGAGUUAUGAGGCAAUUUGGAUUGGUACAGGCGAUACCAUCUCCAUUUCCAUUUGACGCUACGCAUUUUCACCAUGAUCGUUGAGGAAGACCAAACACAAAUUGGGAGUUAGAGCAUGCACAAUGGUUGCAUUUUUGGAACCAUAUUGACCAAUAUGUAUGUAAUGCACCAAUCCUUCAUGGAUCACUUCGGUAUGAUGAUCCCUACCUUAUUUGGUUUAGACGUAUUACUCGUUUUAUCAUUGGUAAUCCUAUUUCGAGUCCUCAACAACAACAAGGUUAUGUGCCUAAUGCGACGGCAUAUGA
Molecule: messenger RNA, 1409 nt
Organism: Solanum stenotomum
Lineage: Eukaryota; Viridiplantae; Streptophyta; Magnoliopsida; Solanales; Solanaceae
Product: serine/threonine-protein phosphatase 7 long form homolog
Exons: 3
Coding region: 1-1188 (395 amino acids)
Biological process (GO): meristem development; meristem maintenance
Source: RefSeq, a predicted model, not a curated record